AUGGCUGAGGGGGGCAUGCCUGCUGACCACCUUGUGUUUCCUGGAGUUGAGGAUGUUGCUGGGGAUGUUGGUCAUGGGGAGAUUGGGGCUGGGGAUGUUGGCCAUGGGGAUGUUGGUGCUGGUUUCACAACUGCAUCACAGGUUCUAGCUCAGCAGAGGACAAAUCUGAGGUGGACUGACCCUAUGUCUGGGUUUGUGCUGCGCCACAUGUGCCAGCUCAUAACCAUUGGAGUUAGGACUGAUAAGGGUUUCAAGGAAGUUCACCUUAAUCAGGUAGCCAAAGCGCUUCAUGAGUUCAGUGGGCAAGAGGUCACUGGUACCCAGGUGUACAACCACCUGAGAAAGUGGAGGCAGAGGUGGGUGAGAGUGACCAAACUGAGGGAGCUAAGUGGUGCUUUGUGGGAUGAGGAUGCAUGCAUGAUUGUGCUAGAGGAGGAGCACUACAAUGGCCAUACCCAAGCACAUCCCAAAGAUGCUGAGCUCCUGAACAAACCCAUCCAACACUACAAGCAGAUGAUGAUCAUCUUUGGAAAUGGUCAGGCAACUGGUAAGUAUGCCAUGGGAUCAAAUGAACCACUGGGUACUCCAUCUGACUUUGCUGAGAGCUCCCUCAAGCCUAACCCAACAGAGCUUCUUAGUGGGAAAACUGACACCGUUGAUGCUACAAAACCUGAGGUGGUUGUUGGGAACAAGAGGAAGAGAUCUGUGCUUGCUGAUGAGGAUGUGGUGUUGUUCACUGGAAUGGCAGAUGCUGUGAGGGAUGUUGCAGAUGCUAUUAGGUCUACUAAGGUGGAGGAUUCUCAUCUAGAGUUGUAUGCAGCUGUGAUGUAUGUGCCUGGCUUCACUGACGAAGCCCUGAUGUGUGCUUAUGGUCACCUGUUGGACAACAAGGCCCUGGGCACAACUUUUGUCAAGAUGGUUGACUCCCACCGUGUCUUGUGGCUGAGGACUUUCUUGGCCAAGCACUACUAUGUUUGA
Messenger RNA from Sorghum bicolor (sorghum), 978 nucleotides. RefSeq lists its product as uncharacterized. The coding region runs from base 1 to 978 and encodes 325 amino acids. NCBI's taxonomy places the organism in Eukaryota, Viridiplantae, Streptophyta, Magnoliopsida, Poales, Poaceae. The transcript is spliced from 2 exons. The record is from RefSeq and is a predicted model, not a curated record.